UAAUAUGUCCUCUGGUUCUGCUUGAGUGAAAAAACAGUGUUUGAAAACUUUCCAUCAAUAUUUAUAGUAAUUCCGAGAAUUCGCCAUGACGAGUUUGAAAAUCACAGUGGUGGGAGAUGGUAUUGUUGGAAAGACCUGCAUGCUGAGUACUUAUACCAAAGGAGUUUUUCCAGCAGAAUACGUACCAACAGUAUUCGAGCACUAUGGCCAGAAAAUAACAGUAGACGACGUCGAAUAUGAUAUGACAUUAUGGGACACAGCUGGACAAGAAGAUUAUGAAAGGCUGAGGCCUCUUUCCUACCCGCAUACAAACUGUUUCCUUGUUUGUUUUUCCGUCGAUAAAAACUUGGCAUCAUACGAUAACGUUGCCCUAAAAUGGGUUCCAGAAGUGAGACAUUUUGGGCCGAACGUUCCAAUACUUUUAGUAGGUAUGUAUAGAUUCAAUUUAAUUAUAAAAAGAUAA
Molecule: messenger RNA, 463 nt
Organism: Leptinotarsa decemlineata (Colorado potato beetle)
Lineage: Eukaryota; Metazoa; Arthropoda; Insecta; Coleoptera; Chrysomelidae
Product: ras-like GTP-binding protein RhoL
Biological process (GO): small GTPase-mediated signal transduction
Molecular function (GO): GTPase activity; GTP binding
Source: RefSeq, a predicted model, not a curated record